Molecule: messenger RNA, 1713 nt
Organism: Glycine soja
Lineage: Eukaryota; Viridiplantae; Streptophyta; Magnoliopsida; Fabales; Fabaceae
Product: protein MAIN-LIKE 1-like
Exons: 5
Coding region: 1-1713 (570 amino acids)
Biological process (GO): meristem maintenance; meristem development
Source: RefSeq, a predicted model, not a curated record
AUGGUUAGGACCAGAGGAUUAGGUCGUGCCUUAGGUCAGGUUACUGGCAAAGGUGUGGGCAGAGGAGAUCAUGAUGAUUCUGAUGAUGCUCCGCAGCGUCGGCGGCCUACUGCAUCAGCACGGAGGCAGCGAGUCGCUGUGACUGCGGAUCACGUCGAUGAGCCAGUCAUCCCUUCGCCAGAUGUUCAGGAUGACCCGAUGGAGGCACCAGUUGCUGUAGAGGACAUUCCUGCGGACACAGGCGCAGAGGCUGCUGAGGACGCGCAUGAGGGAUUUCCGGGUGGUCCGAGCGACCCAUCCGUGUUGACCUUGUAUGCGGAUCACGUUGCUUGCAGCGAGCGUCCUGAAUUGAAGCUAUCCUCUCAUGGGAAGAAGGUCCACAGUUUAGGCAGGCAUGUCCUUGCCAUUGAGGGACUUGUUGCUGGUACAGGACUAAGUCCUCUGAUCAUGUGUUCGGUAGACACCGGCGAUCGGGGACUUUUGUCCGUGUUUAUGGAGCGGUGGCACCGGGAGACAUCUAAUUUCCAUCUCCCAGUGGGAGAGCUCACCAUCACAUUGGACGACGUCUCCUCGCUUCUCCAUCUUCCCGUGAUUGGCGACUUACACGCUUUUGAGCCCUUGCACGUGGACGAUGCGAUUCACAUGCUGGUGAACUUGUUGAUGGUCUCUCCAAAGUUUGCUAGGGCUGAGACAGUCCAGUGUUGCGGAUCAUACGUAUGCCUGCAAUGGGUACGUGAUACAUAUGAGCGCCGAUGCCAGACAGGUCAUUGGACAGCUGCGGCUCCCGCAUAUCUUCUUCACCUUCUGGGUUGCACUCUAUUUACUAACAAGAGUGCAACCAAUGUCCAUGUUGUCUACUUGGAGGCCCUUCGUGACCUCAGUAUGACAGAGAGGUACGCUUGGGGAGUGGCUGCUUUGGUGCAUAUGUACGACCAGCUGAACGAUGCAUCUAUGAGCCACAACCGACAGCUCGGCGGUUACAUCACACUGCUGCAGUGCUGGAUUUACGAGUACUUUCCGUCGGUCGCGGACUCCAUUGCUGAUCAGGAGUACGACGAGGAUUCUCUGCAUGCGUGUAGGUGGAUUGUGACCAAGAAGACCGUGAAGAGCAUUCGUACGCCGGCGUACAGGAAGCGCCUAGACCGACUCCGGAUUCCGGAUGUCUUUUGGAUCCCUUAUGGGGAGCACCGAGAGGUUCGGGACUUCCACGUCAGAUCAUGUUAUUCCGCUCUCUUGCGCUGGGGGCCUGUUGCUGUUUAUUACCGACCGGAGAGGGUCGUGCGGUGGAUGCACUACGAGGAUCAUAUCGUUCCAGCAGGUGAGAUGUGCGUUGUGCCAGGGGCGUGUUCCAGUGACUACAUGGACUGGUUCUUCCGCAUCUCCCAUCCUUUCAUGACACCAGGCCACGCAUUAGAUCCUAUGCCUCAUGGUCACGUCCCGCAGCCCCGAGUCGUCCCUCAGGCCCCGCAGACAGAUAUCCUUCGCGUGCCGGAGCCAGGAGCAUCGUCGACAUCUGCGGAGGAGCCUAGACAUGCAGAAGUUUGUGAUGACAUUACUGAGAGGUUGGAGCGCCAUCUGAGUCUAGGGGUGGUCACGCCUAGCUCAUCGGCAUAUGAGGUGAUCGAAGAAUGCCUCAGGUUGGCCAGGAGUGUGACACAGAACCAUCUUGUAUAUGUUAGGUCUAGACGCAGGUGGUGCAUGGAUCAAGCGUAG